GUGUGCAUUUGUGGAGUCUCAGGAAAGAGAAGGGCAUUCCCAAGGUCACACAGACUCGGGUACGAGGCAGGAGCUGGUGUUUCUUUCUGCUCUGCCCUGCACCCUGCACCCUCGUGUACUGGGACCAGGGUCACCCUCUGGAUUGGAGUUGGACAGGAGGUGGAGGCAGAGUGUGGGGGUCUGCUGAGACUCAGAUCUGGUCCUGAAGGUCCGGGGACCUGCUGUGUCCUCAGCCAUGCUUCAGAGAGAGCAGAGUGAGGCUGAUGAGGAGACAGGGACCUGUCACCCGGAGCCGGGACCCUGUCACACCCAUGCAUCUGCUUGUCCUGCUGGGCUCUGUGGACUUUAUCCAUCAUCAGUACCAUGGGGACCAUGGCAGACAGCACCACCACCUUGACCUUCAUUGUCCUCCUGGGCCUUGGGGUCGUCCCCAAACCCUCCAUCUGGGCUGACCCAGGCCCCAUCGUCACCCGGGGGAGCCCUGUGACCAUCUGGUGUCAGGGGUCUCUGCAGGCUGAAGCCUAUGUUCUGCAUAAAGAGAGGGGCUCUAGCCCCUUGGAAACGAGGAACCCACAGGACUCCAGCAAUAGGGCCGGUUUCCUCACUGAAGCCACGACCCCAUCCCACGCAGGGCUGUACCUGUGUGCGUAUUACACCCCUGGGAACAUACUCUCGGAGCGGAGUGACCCCCUGCUCCUGGUGGUGACAGGAGUGUACCCUGCACCCUCCCUCUCAGCCCAGCCAAGCCCUGUGGUGGCCUCAGGAGGGAACGUGUCCCUCUCCUGCAGCUCACAGACAUCUGGCACUUUCCAUCUGCUGACGGAGGGAGGGGCUGACCCGCCCCGACACAUGGAAGCAGAACCCAGGACCUAUGCUGGCUGGUCGCAGGCCAUCUUCCCUCUGGGCCCCGUGAGCCCCUCCCAUGGGGGGACCUACAGAUGCUAUGGUUCUCCCAGCUCCAACCCCAACGUGUGGUCACAGCCCAGUGACCCUCUGCACAUCGAGGUCACAGGUGUGCACAGGGAGCCCGCCCUCUCGGCCCAGCCAGGCUCGCUGGUGCUGCCUGGACACAGCCUGACCCUCCAGUGCCACGCGGAGGCCGGCUUUGACAGAUUCGCUCUGACCAAGGACGAGGGGCUCACACCCCCUCAGCGCCUUGAGGGGCAGCACAGCCCCGACUUCCCCCUGGGCCACGUGAACCGCACCCACGGGGGCCGGUACAGAUGCUACAGUGGACACAACCUCUCCUCUGCAUGGUCGGCCCCCAGCGCCCCCUGGACAUCCUGGUGGCAGGAUGGCUGUAUGACAGACCCUCCCUCUCGGUGCAGCCAGGCCCCAGGGUGGCCUCAGGAGAGAACGUGACCCUGCUGUGUCAGUCACGGAGCCCGAGGGACACUUUCCAUCUGUCCAAGGAGGGGGCAGCGGAUCCCCCCCUGCAUCUGAGAUCAGA
Myotis brandtii (Brandt's bat) is the source of this 1450-nucleotide messenger RNA. Its product is annotated as leukocyte immunoglobulin-like receptor subfamily A member 6. Bases 364 to 1362 code for a protein of 332 amino acids. NCBI's taxonomy places the organism in Eukaryota, Metazoa, Chordata, Mammalia, Chiroptera, Vespertilionidae. The transcript is spliced from 5 exons. The record is from RefSeq and is a predicted model, not a curated record.